This is a messenger RNA of Wickerhamiella sorbophila, 1461 nucleotides long. RefSeq names its product putative glycosidase crf2. The record is from RefSeq and is a predicted model, not a curated record. NCBI's taxonomy places the organism in Eukaryota, Fungi, Ascomycota, Dipodascomycetes, Dipodascales, Trichomonascaceae. The coding region runs from base 1 to 1461 and encodes 486 amino acids. Gene Ontology annotation, cellular component: fungal-type cell wall. Gene Ontology annotation, molecular function: hydrolase activity, hydrolyzing O-glycosyl compounds; glycosyltransferase activity. The transcript has a single exon. Gene Ontology annotation, biological process: carbohydrate metabolic process; fungal-type cell wall organization.
AUGAAGUUAGCUGCUAGUCUCGCGUUCGCUUCGCUUUAUGCAAUGAGCAUUGCUGCUGAUAUCCCCAACUGUGGUGAUAACCUGCCCGCCUGUCCCGAGGAGUACCCAUGCUGCUCGGUCGACGGCACUUGCGGUAAUGGCUAUGUCUGCCUUGGCGGUUGCGACCCUAAAUUCUCUUUCGCGACCGAUUCGUGUAUGCCGCUGCCUGUGUGCCAGUCCGGCAAGACCACCUUCACCUCCACCGACCAGAUUACCCCUUACGCCGACUACAUGGGUGAUGCGGAAAAAAUGCCCUGGUCUUACCUGGGCAACAUCACCACUGAAAACGGUGUCCUGCGUGCUCAGAUGUUCCCCAACACCGGCGGCACUGCUAUCUCUUCCUCCAACCUCGUCUGGUACGGUAAGGUUUCCAUCACAUUCAAGACUUCUUACAGUCCCGGUGUCGUGUCUGACAUGAUCCUGUUGUCCAGCGUCAAGGAUGAGAUCGACUACGAGUUUGUUGGCUCCGAUAUGACCACCGCCCAGACCAACUACUACUGGCAGGGUGCUCUCGUUUACACCAAGGGCCAGAAGACCCCCGUCUCCAGCAACACCAUGGACAAUUUCCACACCUACACUAUCGACUGGCAAGAGGACCAGAUCAACUGGAUCAUUGACGGCCAGACCGUCCGCACUCUCAACAAGCAGGAUACUUAUGAUGCCACUUCCAACACCUACGCCUAUCCUCAGACUCCCGCUCGCGUGCAGUUCGGUUUGUGGCCUGGUGGAGCCUCGAGCCAGCCCGAGGGUACUCGCCAGUGGGCCGGUGGUGAUAUCAACUGGAACAUGGGCGAUCCUGGCUACUAUUAUGUUGAUGUUGAGUCUGUUGAGAUCGACUGCUACGACCCCCCCGCUGGCACCACUCAGACCGGCAACAAGGCCUACGUCUACACUAAUAAAGCCGGUCUCCAGAGCGAUGUUGAGAUUACCAACAACUCCACUAUUUUGCUCAGCACCGACGGUACCGGAACCAACCCUCUGGGCUCCAAGGCUAACAGCAACAGCGGUAACGACACUUCCUCCGACACCUCUGGUGGCAUUCUCUCAGGCAUUCUUACUUCCAGCCACUCUUCUUCCUCCGUUGCUCCUUCUUCGAGCGCUGCUAACUCUUCUACUGCUGCUUCUUCCAGCAUGCAGAGCUCCAGCGCCUCAAACUCCUCUAGUGUUGUCUCCAGCACCGAAGCUAAGAGCAGCUCCGCUGCGGCCAGCUCUUCUGAGGCUGCUUCCUCUGCAGACGAAACCAGCACUUCGGUUUCCUCUGCAGCCCCCAAGACUACUGGCCCCAAGACCGCCACUCCCACUUUGACUGCCGCUGAAACCACCUCCCAGGCUUCUGCCUCCAGCAAGGCUGCUAAUGCUGCUCAGGCAGUUGGUCCCUUGGCUGCUCUUUUCGCCGUUGUCCCCGCUGCGCUCCUGCUCUAA